Messenger RNA from Diceros bicornis minor, 2209 nucleotides. RefSeq names its product phosphatidylserine synthase 2 (gene PTDSS2). Gene Ontology annotation, molecular function: L-serine-phosphatidylethanolamine phosphatidyltransferase activity. NCBI's taxonomy places the organism in Eukaryota, Metazoa, Chordata, Mammalia, Perissodactyla, Rhinocerotidae. Bases 16 to 1464 code for a protein of 482 amino acids. The transcript is spliced from 12 exons. The record is from RefSeq and is a predicted model, not a curated record. Gene Ontology annotation, biological process: phosphatidylserine biosynthetic process.
GCGGGCCGGGGAGCCAUGCGGAGGGGAGAGCGCAGGGGUGCCGGGGGGCCGCGGACGGGGUCCCCGGUGCCCGCGGGCAAGGCCUCGCUGGAGGAGCCGCCGGACGGCGCACCCGCGGGCCGAGCGCCCGGGCCAGGCCGCCGCAGCACGGAGUCCGAGGUCUACGACGACGGCACCAACACCUUCUUCUGGCGGGCCCACACCCUGACUGUGCUCUGCAUCCUCACCUGUGUGCUGGGCUACGUGACGCUGCUGGAGGAGACCCCGCGGGACACGGCCUACAACAUUAAGAGAGGUAUUGUGGCCAGUAUUUUGGUUUUCUUAUGUUUUGGAGUCACACAAGCUAAAGACGGGCCAUUUUCCAGACCUCAUCCAGCUUACUGGAGGUUUUGGCUCUGUGUGAGUGUGGUCUACGAGCUGUUCCUCAUCUUCAUACUCUUCCAGACCGUUGAGGACGGCCGCCAGUUUCUGAAGUACGUCGACCCCAGGCUGGGGGUCCCGCUGCCGGAGAGGGACUACGGGGGGAACUGCCUCAUCUACGACGCAGACAAUGAGAGCGACCCCUUCCACAACAUCUGGGACAAGCUGGAUGGCUUCGUGCCUGCGCAUUUUCUUGGCUGGUACCUGAAGACCCUGAUGAUCCGCGACUGGUGGAUGUGCAUGAUCGUGAGCGUGAUGUUCGAGUUCCUGGAGUACAGCCUGGAGCACCAGCUGCCCAAUUUCAGCGAGUGCUGGUGGGACCACUGGAUCAUGGACGUGCUUGUCUGCAACGGGCUGGGCAUCUACUGCGGCAUGAAGACCCUUGAGUGGCUAUCCCUGAAGACGUACAAGUGGCAGGGUCUCUGGAACAUCCCGACCUACAAGGGGAAGAUGAAGCGGAUCGUCUUCCAGUUCACGCCCUACAGCUGGGUCCGCUUCGAGUGGAAGCCCGCCUCCAGCCUGCGCCGCUGGCUGGCCGUGUGCGGCAUCAUCCUAGUGUUUCUGUUGGCAGAGCUGAACACCUUCUACCUGAAGUUCGUGCUGUGGCUGCCUCCCGAGCACUACCUGGUCCUCCUGCGGCUGGUCUUCUUCGUGAACGUGGGCGGCGUGGCCAUGCGGGAGAUCUACGACUUCAUGGACGACCCGAAGCUCCACAAGAAGCUGGGCCAGCAGGCCUGGCUGGUGGCGGCCAUCACGGCCACGGAGCUGCUCAUCGUGGUCAAGUACGACCCGCACACGCUCACGCUCUCACUGCCCUUCUACGUUGCCCAGUGCUGGGUGCUCGGCUCUGUGCUCCUGCUCACCUGGACCGCCUGGCGCUUCUUCCUGCGGGACAUCACCCUGAGGUACAAGGAGACCCGGCGGCAGAAGCAGCAGAGCAGAGGCGACCAGGACAGAGACAUUGGCAACAUGGAUGGUCACCUUCCUGGGCCGGACGACCCCCCGGGACCUGGGGAGGCCGAGAGGGAGGGGCGCCGGCUCUGAACUGACGCUGUGCCUUGGACCCACCAGGCACCCAGGCCUGCCGUCCCCUUCAUCCUCCAUGGGGUUCCCACCAGGAGCCUCCCUGCGGGCCUUGGCCUCGCAGUUUUAUCUUCCUUUUCUCCCGUGCACACAGCAGGGCACUGAGAGGAGGGGGUGAAGGGGGUCCCCUUCCCGGGCUUGUGCAUGUGGCAUCUGAACACGUGUGUGCACGUGUGCUCUGUGCUCCUGGUUCCUGAGGCUUCUCUCGGACUGGCAGGUGUUGCGGGGCUCGCCGUGGGCCGGCUAGUACCGGUGGAGCGAGGCCCUGCCCUUCCCCUUAAUGUGCGGGCAGCCCGCUGGCCUGUGGGCCCACACCGAGCCGUCGGGCCCAGACGCCCGGAACUGGGCAGAGGUGUCGCACUGCCCCUUUCUCCACUCCGUGGGCCCCUGGCCACUCUGAGGCCCUGGGAUGUCCAUGCUGGCCCCGUCAAGCCCCUGGGUGGCACGUGUAAAGGCUGAGAAGGGGCGCGUCCAGGUGGGCAGCCCCGAGCCUGUGUCUUCGAGAGCCUUUGUCUAAUCUGACUGACCUGGAGGGCGUGUGGGUGGGGUCCGAGGUCACCAGACUGGCCUCUCGAGGGGCGUCAUGUCAGAAACUCUGAGGUCCGGUGCCCACGGUCGGGAGGAGGGGUCGUGGGUCUGUGUGGCCUGAGCGGAAGGUCAUUUCCACGAGCAGAUAGAACAAAUAAAGUGACGAUGAAGGUCUGCA